Messenger RNA from Echinops telfairi (small Madagascar hedgehog), 4554 nucleotides. It is a transcript of the gene AQR, whose product is annotated as aquarius intron-binding spliceosomal factor. Bases 65 to 4429 code for a protein of 1454 amino acids. The record is from RefSeq and is a predicted model, not a curated record. Gene Ontology annotation, molecular function: helicase activity; mRNA binding. Gene Ontology annotation, biological process: mRNA splicing, via spliceosome. Gene Ontology annotation, cellular component: catalytic step 2 spliceosome. Lineage: Eukaryota; Metazoa; Chordata; Mammalia; Afrosoricida; Tenrecidae. The transcript has 34 exons.
ACUGGGCUCCCUGCUGUCCUGAGCGGUUCUUUGGUUUUCAGCUGAACGGACGGCGUGCGCUGCCAUGGCGACCCCUGCGCAGCCCAAGAAAAUCGUGGCUCCCACAGUGUCGCAAAUCAACGCGGAGUUUGUGACCCAGUUGGCUUGCAAAUACUGGGCUCCCCACAUCAAGAACAAAUCACCCUUUGAUAUAAAAGUCAUUGAAGAUAUAUAUGAGAAAGAAAUUGUCAAAUCAAGAUUUGCCAUUCGAAAGAUAAUGCUUCUGGAAUUUAGUCAGUAUCUCGAAAAUUACCUCUGGAUGAAUUAUUCCCCAGAAGUGUCCAGCAAGGCCUACUUAAUGUCAAUCUGCUGUAUGGUGAACGAGAAGUUCAGAGAAAAUGUCCCUGCAUGGGAGACUUUUAAGAAGAAGCCAGACCACUUUCCAUUCUUUUUUAAGUGCAUCUUGAAGGCAGCAUUAGCCGAAACUGAUGGGGAAUUUUCACUUCAUGAACAGACUGUCUUACUGCUUUUUCUUGAUCACUGCUUCAAUAGUUUGGAAGUCGACUUGAUCCGGAGUCAAGUGCAGCAGCUCAUCUCCCUUCCGAUGUGGAUGGGUUUACAACCUGCACGAUUGGAAUUAGAAUUAAAAAAGACACGCAAACUAAGGAAAUUCUGGAACUUAAUUAAGAAGAAUGAUGAAAAGAUGGAGCCAGAAGCAAGAGAACAGGCUUAUCAAGAAAGAAGAUUUCUUUCACAACUCAUCCAGAAGUUUAUCUCCGUACUGAAAUCAGUCCCACUCUCAGAACCCGUCACUGUGGAUAAAGUUCAUUACUGUGAAAGAUUCAUAGAACUUACGAUUGAUCUAGAGGCCUUACUUCCCACUAGGCGCUGGUUUAACACCAUCCUGGAUGACUCCCACCUGUUGGUUCACUGUUACCUUUCCAAUCUUGUUCGUAGGGAAGAGGAUGGUCAUCUUUUUUCCCAGGUGAGUUUUGAUAGAGCUGCUUUUGCACAUUUUCCAGAGCUCUAUGAUUUUGCCCUCUCCAAUGUGGCUGAAGUAGAUACGCGGGGGUCCCUGGUGAAGUAUUUCGGCCCUCUGAGUUCAAACACACUCCACCAGGUGGCAUCAUACCUCUGCUUGCUGCCAACCCUUCCUAAAAAUGAAGACACAACCUUUGAUAAAGGAUUUCUUUUGGAAUUGUUGGUAUCUCGUCAUGAACGUCGAAUUUCUCAGAUUCAGCAGCUAAACCAGAUGCCUUUGUAUCCAACUGAGAAAAUAAUAUGGGAUGAAAACAUUGUCCCAACCGAGUAUUACUCUGGAGAAGGCUGUCUUGCUCUUCCCAAGUUGAAUUUGCAGUUUUUGACUCUUCAUGACUACCUCCUCAGGAACUUCAAUCUCUUCCGCUUGGAGUCUACUUAUGAAAUUCGACAGGACAUCGAGGACAGUGUUAGCAGAAUGAAGCCCUGGCAGUCGGAGUAUGGCGGUGUCGUGUUUGGUGGCUGGGCGAGAAUGGCCCAGCCCAUCGUGGCUUUCACCGUCGUUGAGGUCGCCAAGCCAAACAUAGGUGAAAACUGGCCAACGCGCGUCCGUGCCGAUGUUACCAUCAAUCUGAAUGUCAGGGAUCACAUCAAAGACGAAUGGGAAGGUCUUCGUAAGCACGAUGUAUGCUUUUUAAUUACUGUGCGUCCCACGAAACCUUAUGGCACUAAGUUCGACCGGAAGAGACCUUUUAUUGAGCAGGUUGGCCUGGUUUAUGUCAGAGGCUGUGAAAUCCAGGGCAUGCUGGAUGAUAAAGGACGUGUCAUUGAAGAUGGACCUGAACCCAGACCCAAUCUUAGAGGAGAGUCAAGGACAUUUAGAGUAUUUUUGGAUCCAAACCAGUAUCAGCAAGAUAUGACCAAUACUAUCCAAAAUGGGGCAGAAGAUGUAUAUGAAACUUUCAAUGUAAUAAUGAGAAGAAAACCGAAGGAAAAUAACUUUAAGGCUGUGCUGGAGACCAUUCGGAACCUGAUGAACACAGACUGUGUGGUACCUGACUGGCUGCAUGACAUCAUUUUAGGUUAUGGAGAUCCAAGCAGUGCACAUUAUUCAAAAAUGCCCAAUCAGCUUGCCACCCUGGAUUUCAAUGACACAUUUCUCUCCAUUGAACAUUUGAAGGCCAGUUUUCCUGGUCAUAAUGUGAAAGUUACUGUGGACGACCCAGCUCUGCAGAUACCGCCUUUCAGGAUCACGUUUCCGGUCAGAAGUGGAAAAGGGAAAAAAAGGAAAGAUACAGAUGGGGAAGAUGAAGACACUGAAGAGGCAAAAACCUUAGUUGUUGAACCUCAUGUCAUUCCUAACAGAGGACCAUAUCCCUACAACCAACCCAAACGGAACACAAUUCAAUUCACUCAUACACAGAUAGAGGCUAUCCGUGCGGGUAUGCAGCCUGGGCUGACCAUGGUUGUAGGCCCACCUGGUACAGGAAAGACUGAUGUGGCAGUCCAAAUCAUAUCCAACAUCUACCAUAAUUUCCCAGAGCAGAGGACAUUAAUUGUGACUCACUCCAAUCAGGCCCUGAACCAGUUGUUUGAGAAAAUCAUGGCUCUAGACAUUGAUGAGCGCCAUCUCCUGCGUCUUGGUCACGGGGAAGAGGAACUAGAGACCGAGAAGGAUUUUAGCAGGUAUGGACGAGUUAAUUAUGUCCUGGCUCGAAGAAUAGAGCUUUUAGAAGAAGUGAAACGAUUGCAAAAGAGUCUAGGUGUUCCCGGAGAUGCCUCAUACACUUGUGAAACUGCGGGCUAUUUUUUCUUAUACCAGGUAAUGUCUCGUUGGGAAGAGUAUGUUAGUAAAGUGAAGCACAAAGGCAGUGCGGAGCCAGGCGUUGCAGACACCUCCGCUUUCUUCCCCUUUCAUGAGUACUUUGCAAACGCGCCUCAGCCCAUCUUUAAAGGCAGGUCUUAUGAAGAAGACAUGGAAAUUGCUGAGGGAUGUUUCAGGCAUAUUAAGAAAAUUUUUACUCAGCUUGAGGAAUUCAGAGCCUCUGAGCUGCUUCGAAGUGGACUGGACAGAUCUAAGUACCUUCUGGUGAAGGAAGCCAAAAUCAUCGCAAUGACCUGUACGCAUGCUGCCUUAAAACGACAUGACUUGGUCAAGUUAGGCUUCAAGUAUGACAACAUAUUAAUGGAAGAGGCCGCUCAGAUUCUGGAGAUCGAAACUUUUAUACCUCUUCUUUUACAGAAUCCUCAGGAUGGGUUUAGCCGGCUGAAGCGGUGGAUUAUGAUUGGUGAUCAUCACCAGUUACCUCCAGUCAUUAAGAACAUGGCCUUCCAGAAGUACUCCAACAUGGAGCAGUCUCUCUUCACCCGCUUCGUUCGUGUUGGAGUCCCUACAGUGGACCUCGAUGCCCAAGGGAGAGCCAGAGCCAGCUUGUGCAACCUCUACAAUUGGCGAUACAAGAAUCUCGGCAACUUGCCUCAUGUGCAGCUCUUGCCAGAGUUUAGAACGGCAAAUGCGGGACUGCUGUAUGACUUCCAGCUCAUUAAUGUGGAAGACUUCCAGGGAGUUGGAGAAUCUGAACCUAAUCCUUACUUUUAUCAGAAUCUUGGAGAGGCAGAAUAUAUAGUAGCGCUUUUUAUGUACAUGCGCCUACUUGGUUACCCUGCUGACAAGAUCAGUAUUCUCACAACAUACAAUGGACAGAAGCAUCUCAUUCGUGAUAUUAUCAAUAAACGAUGUGACUAUAUUCCAUUGAUUGGAAGACCAAAUAAGGUGACAACUGUUGACAGAUUCCAAGGUCAACAAAAUGAUUAUAUUCUUCUUUCUUUAGUUAGAACCAGGGCAGUAGGCCACCUGAGGGAUGUCCGUCGCUUAGUGGUGGCCAUGUCUAGAGCCAGACUUGGACUUUAUAUUUUUGCCAGAGUAUCUCUCUUCCAAAACUGUUUUGAACUAACUCCAGCUUUCAGUCAGCUCACAGCCCGCCCACUUCAUUUGCAUCUAAUUCCAACCGAACCUUUCCCGACUGCAAGAAAGAACGGAGAGAGACCAUCUCAUGAAGUACAGGUAAUAAAGAAUAUGCCCCAGAUGGCAAGAUUUGUGUACGACAUGUACUUGCAUUUAAUGCAAACUACACAUCAUUAUCAUCAGACUUUCCUGCAGUUACCUCCUGCUAUGGUAGAAGAAAGUGAGGAAGUCCAAAGUCAAGAAACAGAAUUAGAAACUGAAGAAGAGGCCACUGCUGUUCAAGCUGACCCUCUGCCCAGUGCAGAAGAUUCCAGCUCCAACCCAGAAAGUUCAGCCUCCCAAACUGAGACCACCCCAGAUCUAGUUGACCACCCCAAAUCACCCAGCCAGUUCCAAUCCACGCCUGCUCCUGUAGAGUCCACAACCAGUGUGGCAGCAUCAGUAACUGCACCCACAAAGGCCAGCGCCCCUCAGGAUGGCACACCUGCCGCUGAUGAGACCAAGUAGCCAAACCGUCACCAUUCUUUGGGAGGACAUUUUCUUCGAAGUCUAUGAAAGGUUACUUCUUGCGUUUUACAUUUCCUUCUGCCUUUUCCCAUGGCACUAAUUAAAAUCUGUAUUCUUUAUUUUUA